CGCGCACAACUCGCAAAAGAUGGAUGAGCUGCCGGAUGAACGUUCCUCUGCCUUCUCUUCUCAGGGGAACAAGGACAAGUCCUCUUAAGGCUCAACUUUCAUUGGUCAUUCUUGAGGUUAGUCACUGAGAUCCCUCUUGAGAGAACAGGGGAAAAUGAAGGAAAAGCAAAGGGAGAGGCAUGGGGCCCUUUUUUUUCAGAAUCAGUGACCACUGACUGCUGACCUUUAAUCCUCGCGAAGCAAAAGACCCGGACCUGCUAAGGAAGACCUUCUAGCAAAGUGGCAAGCUGCUACUGCAGCCCGUGGACGGUUCAUACACGCCGUAAAAGCGACGGAAGAAGCGGAACAUGCGUUGACAACUCGACAAGAUGCUUUGUUGUCGCGUAUGGAGGGCAUGGGCUUGGAGGACGAAGACACUUUGCCAAGAGAAAGAGUGCUGUUGUUAAGACUGGGUCGUCAUGAAAGAGAAGACAAGAAAGAGGAUAGUACUCUCUCUGCACCAAACUUCUAUACAUAGUACGGAGGAUACUCUCUGUACCAUAGUACGGAGGAUACCCUCUCUGCACCAAACUAUACACAGCACUGGACUUCUCUACAUAGCACUUGCUGCAACAUCUGGAUGCCUGUCUUGACGUGAGAAUCAAAAAUUGAAAUCAUUCUAGAAAUCGUAAGAUGUAAUACAUUCGUUUUACCGUUGCAAGCACACGGUACUUUCACUUCUCUAAUCCCCGACUUCGAUGAGUUAUUCGCGGAACCAGAAGAAUACGAGGAUGUAAAACCUAUUGUGAAGGCGGCGGACUUUUUUCCGAAGUUCGAGGUGGAUGAGGAGCCGACAGAGGAGUUUGUAUGAUUUCACUUAUUUUUAGGUAUUUUUACAAAGGUUCAGGUUGUCCAUUGUCAUUUCUACAUGUUGUAAGCUUCUCUCCGGGUCCAGUAAUUAUGGGUAGGUUAAAGGUGCUUUUGUUACCGUUUGUUAUGGCUCUCCUAAGGGAGACGGCCAAAACAAAAGGGAUAAACGAACAUCCAAAAACCUACCUCUGAAGUAAUCUUCCAGUAAUCUUCCAAUUCCAGUCCACCUAUUUAGGAUCGUUCAUCAUCAAGCCCAAUUUAGGAUAUUCAUCAUCAAGUAUUACUUUAGGACAACAUCAAGGCCACUAUUGUUUCUACAUCACCACAGCAACGCUUCCUCCGCGCCAGAACGAUCGAGUCAACUGAGCCCAUCAGCUUCGAGGACUGGCUUCGGCAGCGAGACGCAAAUGCAGAAGCGGAUAUUCAAGCUAAGGCAAAGGCGCAAGCACAAGCGGAGUUAGAAGCUGAACAGCUUGCGACGGGUCAGGAGAAUGGCUAUCUGCAUUUGAAAUUCCCGAACAAAGCAGUUCCUAUGACCAGUGAAGCGAAAAAGGACGAGAUGUUGCGAUUUUUGUACAAACAAAUUUGUAUAGAAGGAUAGAGGCCUUGUUGAGUUGAGCAGAUCGAUGCUUUGCUAUUGAUUCUCUACAACAACUUCCCAUGUUGGUAUCUACUGUGAAUGAAUUCUUUUUGGUGCAUCUUGUCAUGGUCUCUCUCCCAUUCCUGUAUUUUGCCUUAUUUUCAUCGAAUAGAUCACAGAGUCAUUUAUUCUCAUAAGUAGUUCCACAUAACAAACACAAGUAAGUAAUCCAACAUCACAUGUCCAUCCUAUGCCUAUCAAAAUCAAGCCUGUUAAUUCUAUUUCCUAGACUUUGUCCCGCAUAAUAACCAUGAUCUCCUAGUAGCAUCAUCUCUCCCCUCUGAGAGUCUAUGGAGAGAAAAGUAGCGCGUUGCGGCUCUUUUGAAGGGCGCCGUCUUCAAGAUGAACAAACGCUGGGCUUUUCGUGGCCACGACGACGUCCUCAAUUUUAAUCGGUAUUCUAUGGCAUCUAAUCGCAAAAAGAUAAGAUGAGAUCAUGAUGACGAGGAUGAUAAUGAUGAAAAAGAAGAUGAUGCUACUGAUACUUCUGAUCAUGGUGAUCGAAAUAGCACGAAGAUGAAGUCAGAGUAGCGGCUACUCUGACUUCAUCUUCGUGUUAUUUCGAUCACAAGAUUAUCCGAGCGAUAUGGUUCCGACAUAGAUGAGUAAGACGGUCCACAUGUUUGACC
Molecule: messenger RNA, 2118 nt
Organism: Amoebophrya sp. A25
Lineage: Eukaryota; Dinophyceae; Syndiniales; Amoebophryaceae
Source: the annotation of a GenBank genome assembly